UGGCGAACCGGCCCGGCCGGGUCGGGCUCGGGUUCGGGCCAAAUUGAUUUUUUUUUCAUUUUUUGGGGUUCCACCCGGGUUGGGCUUGAUGGUUAGGAGGGGUUUGGGAGGGUGGGGGUGGGGGUUAGGAAAGAAAAAAAAACCAAACCAGAGGCCCGACCCGGACCCAGUGGCUACCCGGCCCGGCCGGACCCGGUGGCUACCCGGGCCGGUCCCGGGUGAACCGCCGGCCCGCCCGGGCCUAGGCCCAAUCCGGACCCGGCCCAACCCAAUCCACUCCUAACUCACAGUCUUAGGGCAGUGAGAUUUUGAGAAGGGAAAUUCUAUUCGGUGUCACGCAAUUUCUAUUCAGAGCCAUUAUAAUUAAUUUUAAUAAAUACAACAAUUUAAAAUAUCUAAUUUACAAUAUUAGAUAUUUUAAUGGAGGAAUUAAUAUUAAUAUAACUCUUAUAAGGAGUACAAUGAAUCAGCCAUAUUUGCCUUAUGCAAAACAUCAGUAAUGUACUUUCGUUGGCUCAAAAACAAACCUUCAGGGUGUGGCUGCACUUCAACUCCUAGAAAGUAAGAUAAAGGACCCAUAUCUUUCAGCGAGAACCGAUGUGCUAGCGAAGUAAUGAGCUGUUGAACAAGGUCUGAAUUGUCUCCGGUUACUAUAAUAUCAUCGACAUAGACUAAAAGAAAUAUCUCAUGAUGUAAAGUCUGGUGGAUGAAUAAAGAUGCAUCAGCAACAGAAGCAUGAAAUCCAAUGCUGAGAAGAUAAGAUUUUAGUUCUGUAUACCGUGCUCUCGGGGCUUGUUUUAAGCCAUAAAUAGCCUUUUUGAGCUUGCAGACAUAAUCAGGAAAUUGCUUAUUCACAAAACCAUGUGGCUGAACCAUGAAAACAUCUUCAUAUAAAGUAUCUUGCAAGAAGGCAUUAUUAACAUCUAAUUGUCUCAAGCUCCAACCACGACUUACUGCAAGUGCAAGUACAGUCCUGACCGUAACUGGUUUGACAACUGGGCUGAAAGUUUCUUCAUAAUUGUGUCCCGGUCUUUGAUGAAAACCCUUUGCCACUAGACGUGCUUUGAACUCGUCUAGAGAUCCAUCAGCAUGAUAUUUUAUCCUGUACACCCACUUGCAACCAAAAUCCAAGUAUUGUUAGAACAUAAAGCAUUAAACUCCACAAUCAUGGCAGACCUCCAGUCAGGGUCUUUUAGGGCUUGAGUGAUGGUUUUUGGUUCGGUUAGGGAACGGAUAUGAGCACUCAGGUUUAGCUUUUUAAUGGGUUUAUGGAUUUUGUUUUUGGACCUAGUGGUAACACCAAUUGGUGCAGCUGGUUGUAUGGGUUCAAUGAGGUGUGUAGUAGAGGUAGAGGAAUCAUAACCGGCAGUAGUGAUAUGGGUUUGAGGCAUGGAUGAGGGAUUAGGUAAUGGUGAAAAAUGAUAGGGAUCGUAAGAGAACACCAAUCAUUUGUGUCGUAGGCAGUAGGAUCUUUAGUGAUGGGUUUAUUUUUGUAGGGGUAUACAUGUUCAACAAAGCGGACAUGACGAGAAGUAUAUAAGCGGUUUGUGGUUGGAUCAAGGCACAUAUAUGCACUCUGAGUUGGUGAGAAUCCAACAAAAACACAUUCAGUAGACCGUUGGCUAAGUUUGUGAUCUGUGUAUGGGCGAAGCCAAGGGUAGCAAAGACAACCAAAGUUUUUGAGCUUUUGAUAGUCAGGAGGACGCUGAAAAGGGAUGGAAUAUGGAGAGGAGUAUGAUAGAGUGGGUGUAGGAAGUCUGUUUAUGAGAUAGGCAGACAUUGAAAACGCAAGAGGCCAGAAUUGUGUUGGCAUGCCUGCGUGAGAGAGAAGAGAGAGGCCAGUUUCUACAAUGUGUCUAUGACGCCUUUCAGAGUACCCAUUGUGUUUGGGAGUAUGUGGUGGGGUGGUCAGAUGAGUGAUGCCAGAUUGUGCUAUAAAAUUUUUAAGAGCAAGGUAUUCCCCCCAUUAUCAGAAUAAAGAACCUUGAUUCUCCGUUUGAAGUAGUUUUUCACCAAGCUUUUGAACUUAAGGAAAAUGUCAUGUGUUUCUCAUUUCUUUUUGAUAGGAUAGAGCCAUAUGUAUUUUGAGUAGUGAUCAACAAAAAGUAUAUAAUAGCGAUAGCCAGAAGUGGAAAUAAUAGGUGAAGACCACACAUCAGAAUAUAUAACUUCUAAAACAUUAGAAGAAUUUAUUGAAUCUAUCUUAAUAUAAUAGCAAAAGUUUUCUUGGAGAAGAAGUUCCCGCCAAAACCUUUCUUGGCAAAUCGGUAGAGCUUCGGUGCACUAGAAUACUAGAUCCAUAUAAGUUUCCAAUGGAAUAUUUUGGAUAGGCCGAUAGGUUUGCAAUGCACGUGAAAAUUUAAUGCUUUUAAUGCUUCGUAGUUUGUUGCUUCCAAGUAUGUGCUUACCAUCUUUUUAUAUUCCCUGCCAAUACACCGUCAUUUCUAUUGCGCUCAUUUUUCCAAUGUAAACCGAACAAGUCCAUAGAAAAUGUUCCGAUUAAAUCUUAAGUAAUUGUCCUAUAUAGGACUAAAAAAGAAGAGAAAUUCUCAAAUAAGACCAUGUAUGUUCUUUUCCCCAAAUAGGAUCGAUUUACUUCUAUUUUAAAACAUCCGUAUAUUUCAUUCCAUUAUUAACCUCUAUCCCUUUACGCACAUCUCCCCAACCGCUUCCCCUUCUCUCCUGCGCACAUCCCUCUCUCUCUCUCUUGGUUCCUUGCGCAUCAUCAUUGGCUUCAUCCAAGCCAUCGUCGCCGCCUCCGUCGACUUCGCCCUGUGCAAAAGAUCGACCGCUUUCCUCUCACGCCAUCGAUUUCGCCGCUGCCAUUAAGAUCUGAAACUCUUGUGUUAUGCCAUGGACGGUGUCGCCAGUGUGGGAAGCGGCGGCGAUCAGGGGGCGGCGAUGAGUGGAAAUGAUGGGCCGUCAAGGAUGUGGCAGCAGGCGGCGAGGGUGGCAACGGGCGGCACAUUCACCGGCGAGGGCGGCGACGAGCGACACAUUCACCGGCGAGGGCGGCGACAUACGGCGUCAUCUCCGGUGAGGGCGGAGGCAGGAUCCGGCGGCGGGCGGUUUGGCUCUGGCGGUGGCAGUGUCACUGCUAGGGUUUCAAUAGUUUUUAAUUUUACAUUUUUAAAAUUUAAAAUAUUAGAAGAGGGGUAUUUUAGUCUACUACUCUUAAAAUGGUCCUAUGAAACAUAUGGUUCGUUUAUAGUCCUAAAUGGGCAAUUAACUUUGCUAUUAGUCCUAUUUGAGGCAUUAACUCUUAAAUCUUCUGGCAUCUAUAAACCAUUUCAUAUUUCAUUUAAUUUUCACCGCCCCUUUGUUUUUUGGCAUAUCUAUUGUAUUUCAGAUUUCCAAGUUUAAUUGCCUUUUCAAAUUCCCAUUUGUGUAUGUGUAUAAAUAGCUCCCAUUUGCAGCACAAUCGUUGACACAGCCGAAUAGCAUACUCUUAUUCAUUCAUUCAUUGUUCAGGUUUUUGACAUUUCUAUUGAAUUUAUAUUCGACAAUAUUACUCAAGAGAAGUAAGUUGGGCCGAAAAGGUUUGUGCUACCUGUGUGUAGGGGACAAGAGUUAGUAGGGGAAAAGAGUUAACGCUCAUAUUAAAAAGAAUCAGAUACCCAAGUUUUAACACUUAUUCCAAUAAGGACAUCUUUAUAUUAAAAACUUUGUUGGGCAGGAAACUUACAUGCCACUUAGAACUACAAGUGAUGUUUUUAAGUGGGAUUUUUUCAACGGAAUAAAGGAUUUUGAAUUUGUUAGGCAGAUAUAGUCGGUGAAAAUGUUGGGUUUGAUAUUUACAUCAGAUUUUCAUGCCUUUAUUAUAUAAUAAUAUGCAUUUGGUAGUAUUACUUAUAGGUAAUUAUUUUAAAUUAAACUAUAGUAGUUAGAUGUCAUAGUUAAAACAUACUCCAUUCGUAUCAUAUUAGUUGCAACAUUGAAAUUUACACACUAUUCAAGUACUCUACUUUGACUACAUUUUAUUUAUUAUUG
Messenger RNA from Cuscuta europaea, 3990 nucleotides. Lineage: Eukaryota; Viridiplantae; Streptophyta; Magnoliopsida; Solanales; Convolvulaceae. The record is from the annotation of a GenBank genome assembly.